CACACUGUACGAAAGCUGGCGUUUUGAACCUUCGCAUUCAGCCACUUGUGUAAUUUAGUUAGAGGUAGGCCUACGGGACAACAACAGCUGGGAGAAAACAAGAGGCACAAAAGGUACAAGGAGGAAGAUAGCUGAUGGUGUUUCUUGCGCAGUGUCUGCUGCACUGCCUGACAAUGACGGGAGGAUAUAAAACGGGGCGGACGGAUGGACAACGGUCACUGAGAGGGAAAGAAAGACGAGCAAGUUUUUGAGCGAGAGACUGAUAAUACAGAGAAAGAGAGAAUGAACCACCGUUGUUGUUUAGACUGAAUCACACCAGAGUGUGUGGACUUGUUAGAGAAACACUGAAAUAACAUCGAACAUCUCAGAUCCAUGAUGGAGCUGGUCCCUAAAACUAAGUACACUCACUUCCGGAGUGAAUCUCUCAGUUCGAAUGACGAUACCAACUCCAACCCUUUGUCCCUCCCCCCUUCCACCCCCGCAAUCCCCCUCACCCCUCCUGGGCUACCCUCCUCCCUCUCCUCCUCCUCUCUCACCCCCAUCCUCCCCCCUUCCUCCCCCCGCCGGGCUGAGAACAGCCCCACCACGCUCUGUUCCUUCUUCCCCAGGAUGGGAGCCCUUCGCCUGGGUGUCUCUGCUACUCUACUCCCAGGUCUCAAGGUCUCCAGCAGGCCUCAGCGGGCUCAAGCCCCUAUGGGGUCUUCAGGGGGUAACAGUUCCAGCUCUCCCACUCCUCACCCCCCUCCCUGUUUAACAGCCCCCUCUCCCCCCCAUCGUCCCCCUCUGCAGGAUAUGAACCGGCUGGGUGGGGCGUCCAGGAGGGCGCGGGUGGAGGGGGGGCAGCUGGGGGGAGAUGAGUGGACACGCCACGGCUCCUUCGUCAACAAGCCCACCAGAGGAUGGCUACACUCAGAUCAUGUGGUCAGCACCACUGGGGUCGCCUACUCAGUACGGUAUAUGGGCUGUGUGGAGGUGCUACAGUCUAUGAGGGCGCUGGACUUCAACACCAGAACUCAGGUCACCAGAGAGGCUAUCUCAGUGGUGUGUGAGGCAGUGCCUGGAGCCAAAGGAGCCCAACGCAAGAGAAAGCCGUCGUCUCGCUGUAUGACGUCCAUUCUGGGGAAACGUAACCUGCAGUUUGCUGGGAUGACCAUCAGCCUGACGGUCUCUACCAGCAGCCUCAACCUGCUGGCCUCCGACUGCAAACAGAUAAUUGCAAAUCAUCACAUGCAGUCCAUCUCUUUCGCUUCUGGAGGAGACCCAGACACAGCAGAGUAUGUAGCAUACGUGGCCAAAGACCCAGUCAACCAGAGAGCGUGUCAUAUCCUGGAGUGUUCGGAGGGCUUGGCCCAGGAAGUCAUCAGUACCAUAGGGCAGGCCUUCGAACUACGCUUCAAACAGUACCUGAAGAACCCCCCCAAACUGGUCACUCCCCAUGACAGGAUGGCUCCGUUUGAUGGCUCAGCGUGGGAGGAAGAGGAAGAUGAGGGAGCACCGCCCCCUGCAGAUGUUCCGUACUAUAAUAACUUCCCCGGGAAACAACCUCCUCCUGGGGGACUGGUGGACAUGAGGGCCCGCCCUGGGGCUACGCUGCCCUAUGGACAGCCGGGUCAGAAUGAUAUUCACAAGCAGCCGCUUCCCCCUCUACCAAUGGGAGCAAAGGAGGGAGGGCGGGACCUGUGUGAUGACCCUUCAUACGUCAAUGUGGAUAAACCCCGCCCCACAACAGCUGCAGCCAAUGGCAAUGCUCACAGAGAUGUGUUCGACAUGAAGCCAUUUGAUGAUUCCCUGGGUGUAUCAGGUCUGGGGGUCUCAGCGGCGCCCCCUCUGGUGGAACAGUUGCAGUGCGAGGCCUGGUUCCACGGCAGCCUGAGUCGCAGGCAGGCUGAGAGACUGCUGACCCGUGACGGAGACUUCCUGGUCCGAGAGUCAGGCACCACCCCUGGACAGUACGUCCUCACUGGACAACAGGGGGGUCAGCCCAAACACCUACUACUGGUCGACCCAGAGGGAGUGGUACGUACCAAAGACCACCACUUUGAGAGUGUGAGCCACCUGAUCAGUUACCACAUGGACAACAGACUGCCCAUCGUAUCAGCAGGCAGUGAGGUGUGUCUUCAACAACCAGUGGAGCACAGGGCCUGAACACACACACACAUACAGCAUUGCAACACACACACACUCUCAGAAACACUACACACAUAAGCAGUGCUGACAACAUUAAGGAAAGCCAAAAAAAACACCUCUAACUCUUUCUGCCAAAAUCAUUUGCUCUGCUUUUCCUCACACCCUUCUCUCCUCCUGGACGACUCACUGUUACCUCCGUGAUCCCUCCUUCUGUUCAUCCUUCCGUCAUCGAGGUCCACUCCCUCCAAAGAACGUGGGAGUAACACCUAGGAACACUUUAUUUUCCUUCUCAUUGGGACAGAAAUUAAUACAAUUUAGUAAAAAACGGAGCAUUAUUAAUUAAAUCAUGCCAUUCAUUCAGAAAUGAUUCUAUCAUAGUAAAGGAGGACUAUGCACCCUGGAGGGGAGGAGUGAAACGUAGAGAAAGGAAUGGAGGAAUGGGGGGAGAGGUUUUGAUCUUGACAUGGCAGAGGAAACAGUUUCUCUCACCGUCACAGAAGCACUCCAAAGACUUGUCUGAUGAUUGGACUCAUCAGAGAGCUCAGACAUGGACCCUCCAAUCAAAUAUCAGUGGAACACAGGAACAGCCAAUCAAAUAUCAGUGGAACACAUAAAUAACCAAUCAUGACUGAGAUCAGGCCUCCUGUUAAUAUGCAUAGACAUUUUUGUGUCCAUACCAAUCAGGGCCCUCACUCACCCUCAAGCCACUCCCAUUAAAAGACCUUUAAUCUUUGACCAUUGACCCCCUGAGUGAUACCUGGUGAUGUCACGGAGGACGUCUCUGUAUGCAAAAAGGGGGUUGCUAUGCCAACAACCAUUGUCUCCGUCUGUCCAAAUAUGGACAAGGUUUCUUUCCGGCCUCCGAAGGUGGAGUUUGAUAAAAGGAUGUGAUUCAUGCCCAUCCGACAUCCGCAAGUCUGUCUGCAUGGGACUUGUCUCCUUGUCUGUCUGCAUGGGACUAGUCUUACCUUUCUGCUCUGAUCAUGACAAAGAAAGUGGACUUGGUUGGACUGGGGUGGCAGAAACCAUGGAGAUGACUCCUACACCAACAUACAGUGUGCUAGUCUGUAUCUGUCAUGUGUACUUUCAUUGGGAGUAUAGUGUCAUUACAUAGAGAGGGAUGGAGAAAAGACUGGGAAGAGGCAGGGGGGAGGUUCCACAUCUAGAGAUGUCAUCAGACCUAGACACGAUGUCAUCUGAAAGAGUUCAAAACCAAUUCUACGACGAUGUCACAGUCAACCCAAAUGCUGCUGUUACAAUUUAAUCGGUGCUGUGUUGGAAUCGUAGUUCGUAUUAAUGCCAAUAUUUUCUUGCUUUUCAAUGGAUUUGUUGUUAAUAACUGUUUGCCUUGACAAUCUAUGGCCAUGUUUCUUGUCUGGACGGGUGGGGAGUGGAGAGGUUGGGGGGCAUACUGGAUGAAGUGUGUUUAAUGCCGAAAGCAUUCGGUCCAGAGCAUUCAAAGCAAUGAAUUUAUCUCCUCUCCAAAUGUGCUGCAACACUUGGUCAGGAGAUUAGCGUUUAGCGUUAGCAUUAGUGUGUGAUGUGUUUAUUCUCAGCUCACUGCAGGGAAAACUGUUAUCAGCACUGUUCACAACGAAAUCUGGGAGCUUGGCGAACGUUGGUCAGACGUUGGACUUGUUGUGUUGUUUUCCUUGGAAUUAGAAGAUGGUAGAGGGAGAGAACGUGGAGGAAUCAUCCUCUCCCCCCUUCUCUUCAUGAUAUGUUUUGUAUCUUUUACUCGUGCCUUGUUUCUUCGAUGCAGUCACCUCACUCCAGUGCAGUCUGUCACCUAAUGUACUGUGCUUAUUGUACAGUCAGUUGAUGGACUUAAUCCAAAUGUAGUGGACCGUUGGAUCCUGUCACAUGGUCUCUCAGUCCAUCAAAGACUGCAAAAAGGACACUGACUCUCACCACCCAGGUCCAGUGAUGCCAAUCCGCUCCUCUAUUGCACAUUCAUUCUUACUUCCUGUUGUCACUUGUUGUUGUCAAGGUUGUUUGAUGUCGCAGCUCUCAUUGGAGGGAUUUCCACUCCACCUGUAAAUAACAUCAGAUCUGAUUGGUCGGUUUGAGUUCUUGGUUCUGAAAUGAAAGUCUUUAUUGUUUAGAUGUUAUUAAUAACAUGGGUGGGACAGAACCAUAUACUGUAUUUCACAUGUAAUACCCACGGAAUACUUUUCUCUCUGAAUCCAAUUAAUUUUGAUUCUAGCCAAUGAACCAUGUCCAGGUUUUUGAGGGAGGCUGAAACCAAACUGUAAAUGUGGAAGUGAAGAGUAAACUGGGAUCUGCCACCUGCUGUACAAAAUAUUUCUGUCUCAUCAGUAGGGUUGCAAAUUCCUGUGGUUUUCCAGAAAUCUUGGUUGGAGGGGGGAUUCACUUCCUGUUUAUUCGCUUGUGUAAUUCUAGGAUUAUUUUAACCAGGAUUUCUGGAAAACUGGGGAAUUUGGGGAAAGUUAUCUGAAUUUUGCAACUCUAGUUAUGAGAAAGGGUUCUUUGAGCCUGGACAGGUAAUUGUUUAUUCAUCUUUCUCAUCGUGCUUGUGUGUGUGUUGUGAGAGAGGAUGUGUGGAUGAUCAGAGUUUAUGGUUGGGAGUGUAGGGGGUUGUGUAGUUCUUACAUGGUGGCACUUGUGCUCUGUGUGUGAGGCCUUUGCUUCAUUCUGUCACAAACACACAGACUGUUUAAGUGACUAUAGGUCCUGGAUAGGCAACAAGAAAACAAGUAUACAAGCCCCAAGGUGUGUGUGUAAAAGGAAUCAUCUAUCCUCUACAUAAUUUGUGAAACAUUCUAGCGUUGUCUUUGUUCGUCACAGUUGCCUUUGUUGCAUGGAAAUAAUUUUUUAACGUUUCUAUAUUGUUGUUUUGAUGUACUUUUUCAUUUGAGUUUUGAAAGCCAAAGGGUUAUUUUCAAUUAGCCUUCACAAAUAUUGAUUUAAUUUUUUACUUUUUACAGUUCUGUUGUAAUACUCUUGUUCUUUUGGGGGGGAAAUGCAUCUGUUUACACCUGUACCUGAAAUCACAGAUUGCAUAUAAAUGCAUAUGUCAUGAAUCUUUCUUGGUGAGUUUGGCUUUAAAAUGCAGUUUCUGGAUUUACUA
Messenger RNA from Oncorhynchus keta (chum salmon), 5218 nucleotides. Its product is annotated as SHC-transforming protein 1-like. Gene Ontology annotation, molecular function: receptor tyrosine kinase binding. The transcript is spliced from 13 exons. Gene Ontology annotation, cellular component: plasma membrane. Gene Ontology annotation, biological process: cell surface receptor protein tyrosine kinase signaling pathway; intracellular signal transduction. Lineage: Eukaryota; Metazoa; Chordata; Actinopteri; Salmoniformes; Salmonidae. Bases 373 to 2145 code for a protein of 590 amino acids. The record is from RefSeq and is a predicted model, not a curated record.